This is a messenger RNA of Paramormyrops kingsleyae, 1736 nucleotides long. It is a transcript of the gene sparta, whose product is annotated as spartin a. Lineage: Eukaryota; Metazoa; Chordata; Actinopteri; Osteoglossiformes; Mormyridae. The record is from RefSeq and is a predicted model, not a curated record. Gene Ontology annotation, cellular component: plasma membrane. Gene Ontology annotation, biological process: negative regulation of BMP signaling pathway; cell division.
UAUACCAUGAUUUGAUGUUUGGCUAAAGUAGGAAAGUAAUUUAAAAAAAAAAACAUUGUCGGGCAAUACUAUGACAAUUUAAAAAGAUUAUUUGAAUGGCGUACUAGUCGGUCAUCCAACAUCGUCACGCAUGGGGCAAGAGUAAUUAAAUUGAGGUUUUGUGGUUCGUAGGGGUAUUAAGUGAUUACAAAUUAUCUCAUACCUCCAAACCCUCCCAGAAUGGAGAACACAGAGCCCCAUACUAAUUCGGACAGGGUGCUGGCGAUAAGGAAGGUCUUUGAGAAGGCCUGCAAGUUCCAAAGUGAGGCUGUGAAGCAGAGUGACGUUUUGCAGUGUGCCAAAGCACCAGGGCUCCACAAGAGAGGGACACGGGGACUGGGAGGGCAUUGUGUAGGAGCGGAGUGUAAAGGCCCUGUUGGGCACUCUGCUCGACAGAUGCAGAACAAGACCAAAGCAUCUUUGAACAGCCUUUCUACCCGCUUGGCUGUACUGGAGUCUAUGACAUCUCCCUCCAAAUCGUCCUCGAACGAGGGAGCUACAGGAGGGGCUGCAAGGGAACCACCAGCUCACACCCCCCUGGCCUUGGAUGAGGACCUCACCAUUUCCUGUGGAAACAUGGAGGGUCAGCAGACUCUAGUUGGAAAUAUGGACCUUGAUUCACCUGCCUCCACUCGGUCUCUGGUCCGGGACGGUCAGGAACUCCUCUUCAUCCCAAAGGGGGUGCAGAUAUAUUUUGUCACUCCCGAUGGGGAGGUCAGUGCCCCUUCUUGCCCAGGUCACCUACGCAUCAUUCGGCGUACCAAGCAGGUCUCAGAUGCUGCCUCCAGAGGUUCACCAUCCAUCCUGCAGGUGUGUGACUGGAUUUACGACGUGUCUGUAGACACCCCCGUUCUGCAGUGCAGCUCUGGCUUGUUCAUGUUCCCGGACACAUCGACUGUCACUCCCGGGUCUUACGUGGGUGUGGUGCUGUCCUCAGAGUUGCCUGACUCAGACCGCAAGAUGCUUCGGGACCAGCUUUCACAACUGACGGACCUAAGAGUCCAGGCACCAGACCUGGAGAAGGCUGUGGGUGUGCAGGAGGAGGAGGAGGAGGAGGAGGAGGAGAAGACACUGCCAGAGUGGAGUGAGAAGGUGUCCCAUGGCAUUCUGACAGGAGCUUCAUGGCUGAGCUGGGGACUGGUAAAAGGAGCAGAGUACACAGAGAAGGCCAUCCACAAGGGGGCGUCCAAGCUGCGGGAGCAUAUCACCCCCGAGGAUGCCCCUGCCAGUGUGGCCAGAGGCUUCCAGGUUGCCAAGCAGGCCACGGGGGGUGCUGUCAAAGUGAGCCAGUACUUAGUGGGCGGGGUCUGCACAGUGGCCAGCUGCAUGGGCAGGGAGCUGGCACCGCAUGUUAAGAAGCACGGCAGCAAGCUGGUGCCAGGAUCCCUGAAGACUGGAAACGGGCACUCCAACGUCGACGGCGCGAUGAAGGUGGCGGCCAGCGGGAUGCAAGGACUUGCAACCGUGUGGUCCGGACUGGAACUGGCGUCGACGAAUAUUGGCAAGAGCGUGGCAUCAGAGACCGUCUCCACCGUGAAGCAUAAGUUUAGGGGUAUAGAAAACAUACUAGACCCUCCUUGCAACACCAAACCUGUAAAGGAUUAAUAGGUGCCUUAGGGAUUUGUUGGGUCUCUUUCCUGUCUGGGUGAGGUGGUGUGGGGGGGGGGCACCUUCUGUUAAUAAACUUCAUAACUGCA